This is a messenger RNA of Harpegnathos saltator (Jerdon's jumping ant), 3018 nucleotides long. RefSeq names its product zinc finger protein 2. The record is from RefSeq and is a predicted model, not a curated record. Gene Ontology annotation, biological process: regulation of transcription by RNA polymerase II. NCBI's taxonomy places the organism in Eukaryota, Metazoa, Arthropoda, Insecta, Hymenoptera, Formicidae. Gene Ontology annotation, molecular function: RNA polymerase II cis-regulatory region sequence-specific DNA binding; DNA-binding transcription factor activity, RNA polymerase II-specific; zinc ion binding. The coding region runs from base 268 to 2568 and encodes 766 amino acids. The transcript is spliced from 4 exons. Gene Ontology annotation, cellular component: nucleus; transcription regulator complex; PcG protein complex.
CGCUUUCCCCUGGGGCACUCCGCGACCGAUCGGGAGUCCGCUUCCAAUGAUAUGGACGAUACAGGCUGGUUUUACAAAUAUCUCGUAAAGAUGCUUCAUUGUGACAUUUGUGAGCAGUAAAGGGAGUACGCCUUGGGCUCGGGAUGCUUAUUGCAAGAUUAAGGACUUUCGAUCACCGUCGCCUCGUUCCUUUCUGUCGUUAACAGUGUCGAUAGCGGUCAGUCUGCAUCUAGAAGACGAUAUACAUAUAUAUAUAGUCCUGUUGACAUGGCCGUCGUCGAGGAGUUUGAUUACCUGUGCCGCCUGUGCGCGGCCAAAACUGGCAUUUUGAUGGGCCUGCCAAUUUUCGAGGCCGGCAACCAGAUGCGCAACAUUGACAAGAAAAUAGCAGCCUGCCUACCGGUUCAGGUAUCACUGACAGAUCAGUUACCCAAAGUGGUUUGCGAAGAAUGUGCGUUCAAAUUAGAUCAGCUGUUUGAUUUUCGUGAAAAAUGCCUGCAUACAGAAGGAAUGUUCAUGGAAAUGUUGAAAGAAAUUGGAAAAGAAGAGGUUGUGCACAUAGCAGAGCAUGAUUUGGCUAGUAUAGAAGAUAUAGGUACAAUUCAGAGAGAUUUAAACAACAUGCAGAAUAAUAUUGAAAAUGUACAAAGUCAUUCUGCUGUGGCUCAUGAGACUGCGGAACCUACUAUACAUACGAUGCAAGUGAUGGAUGAAAUGGAUCUGGCUGGUGGUGAACAGGUAGUUUCCCAAGAAGAGAUUGGUCAACAAGAUGCUGAAAUUCAAGUUGCAGCCAUUGAUUGCUUGGAUGGAGAUACUGUGAGAAUGGUUGAUGAACACAUACGAGAGGUUUCAAAUCAUCAAAUUGCAAUGCAUUUGGAAGGUGAUAUGACUGUAGUUGGAAAUCUGACAGUAAGUGGUCACUUGAGUCAGUUAGGGAUAAAUUAUGUUACUUCUAUCAGUCCUGAAGAUCAGAGUCAAGAACAAAUAGUGCAUUACUGCGAAAAUGUAAAAUAUGAGACAGUGCCAAUAAAGGAGGAAUACCUGCAGAAUAGAUUGCAAGAGAGAUUAGCUACGGAAGAACCACAUGUACUUGAAAAUAAUGUACCAGCAGACAAUUUCGCUUCGUCUCAGGAAGAAAAGGACGAGAUGGAAAAAUCCUGUAUGAAACAAGAACGUAGUCAUGUGAAUUCCGUGAAUUCUCUACCGUCAACAAGUCAGGUGAACGGUGUACCAUGCGAGAUAAUGGUAAAGUACACGAAGAGGACGAAGGACGCAUUGUUGAAGUCUACACUCGACAGUCCCACCGUAGACGAGACCGGCUCGCACUGGUACGUGUGUCCAUUCUGCAAUGAAGCUGCCUUGGAAACAACCAAUUUAGCUGCACACUUCGAACAACACUUUUGCUGCUGCACCUGUGGCUUAUAUUUCACUAGUGUCGAAGUAUUAAAUUUACACAAAGAACAAUGCGAUGUAUAUAAGGACAAAGUAGCCAAUGAAGAGAAGCACGACGCACAAUUAGAUGUAACUGCGCCGGCUACAACAGAGAGCAAUGACAAUCAAGCUGAGCAACAGAAAAAGCAAUCGACGGUGAGGCAGAAAUGGACGCCGAAGGUAUGCGCGCAAUGUGGCAAGCAGUACCGGACGAAUUACAAGCUGCAGGAGCAUAUGCGCAAACAUACCGGCGAGAAACCGUUUCAAUGCCUGACCUGCGAGAAAGCGUUCCGCAGCAAAAUCGGUCUCGCACAGCACACGGCCACGCACACAGGCCAAUUCGACUACAAUUGUUCCACCUGUGGCAAGGGCUUUCAGUGCAAGAGUUAUCUCAUCGUACACCAGAGAGUGCACUCAGAUCUAAAACCAUAUCCGUGUAACACAUGCGGCCAGAACUUCAAGACGAAGCAGUCACUAUUGGAUCAUCAGAAUCGUCAUCUCGGAGUGAAACCGUACAUGUGCGAGAUCUGUGGUCGCGGUUUCAUCACAAAGGGCCUUUGCAAGAGCCACCAGAAGAUACACUCCGGUAUGGACAAUCGUCAAUACCCGUGUGUGGUGUGCAAUAAGAUGUUCGUCAGCAAGAGUUAUCUUAAUACACAUCUCCGCAUACAUACUGGCGAAAAGCCAUACCUGUGCGAAGUGUGUGGCAAGGGAUUCUUGACGCGUGUCGAUCUUAAGAUACACUCGACCAUGCACACCGGCGAGAAGAGCUUCAAGUGCGACGUAUGCGGCAAGGUGUUCGCCCGACGUGCGGCCCUACGUUGCCAUCGUAGAUCGCACACUGGCGAGCGGCCUUAUAGAUGCGACGUUUGCGGCAAAACGUUUACACAAUUCAGCCCGAUGGCGAUACACAAGCGUCUGCAUACCGGCGAACGGCCGUACGAAUGCGACGCAUGUGGUAAAGCUUUCGUGUCCAGGUCGACUAUGAUGUGCCACCGAAAGAAGCAUCAUGUUACAACGACAACCCCCGUACAGAAAGACUCACUCGUGCCGGAAGCUACCGAGGUGAAGAUUGACCUCUCGUCCGAGAUUCUAGCUAGGAAUUCGCAAGACGGCGUACAGAUCACCGCAGAUUGAAGUCGCGAGCGUGGACACAACGUGUGUAGAAUCUGUCGCGUGAUUCGUACGAAGCAAACGAGUCGGAAAUCCGGGUGCUAAGAAAACUUCAUCCGCAUUUGUUAGAUAACGAACUGCGCUUUUUCGUCACCAUAGUGUAUUCUACAGUAUGUACAUUCAGAAACUUUAUAUAAAGAUAUUUUUACAAGGGAUAGUUCUUGUGGUAUGUAAGAAUAUACAAUUGAAAGUUUUAUGCCGAAACAUUAUAUAUACAUAUAUUAUAACCAGAUCAUCGAGACACGACAUGAAUUUUGUCUUUCACGUAGACGAAAGAAAAUGUUGUGAUUUUCUGGUGAACUCAUCUAAAUGAGAACCUUAUGCAAUUUUCUUUUUUUUUUUCCCAUAAACGAUAUAUUAUACAGUAUAUUUCAAUAAUGUAUGCUUGUGUAAAUACAUAUCUUUUGUAUCUAU